AUGUUAUUUUGUGAUUACUUCACAGAGCUCAAAUUGGAAAUUCAUGAAAGUGGAAAGACAAGCAAAUCACCGAAACUAUGUGGAACCAACUACCCUGUCUGCAUCUCCUUCAUUGUGGUGAAUGAGUUCUGUGAACGCUUCUCCUACUAUGGCAUGAAAGCGGUGCUGACGCUGUACUUCAUCAACUACCUGCAUUGGGACCAGAACCUGUCCACAGCAGUGUACCAUGCCUUCUCCAGCCUCUGCUACUUCACCCCUGUUCUGGGGGCCCUCAUUGCUGACUCCUGGCUGGGCAAGUUCAAGACCAUUGUUUACCUCUCUGUUGUCUAUGUACUCGGUCACGUCGUCAAGUCGGUUGGGGCCAUACCGAGUGUGGGGGACUCGACCAUACACAUAGCAUUGUCUAUGGUGGGGCUGAUCCUUAUAGCCUUUGGCACAGGAGGCAUCAAACCCUGUGUAGCAGCGUUCGGAGGAGAUCAGUUUGAUGAAGAACAUACGAACGAAAGGAGGAAAUUCUUCUCCAUCUUCUAUAUGUCCAUCAAUGCUGGGAGUGUCUUAUCGACAGUCAUCACUCCAAUACUGCGAGGAAAUGUACAGUGUUUUGGCGGUGACUGCUACGCUCUUGCUUUCGGAGUACCAGCCAUUUUGAUGGUCAUUGCUCUAGUCGUGUUCAUCUCUGGAAGUGGGAUGUAUAAGAAGAGUCCACCUGAGGGGAACGUCUUAUUGGAUGUGUGUCGGUGCCUGGGGUUGGCCAUCAAGAACCGCUGGAUGAGCUCUAAGUAUGACUCUAAGAGGAAACACUGGCUGGACUGGGCAGAGGAGAAGUAUCCGAAACGUCUGAUCCAUGAGAUUAAGAUGGUCCUGAGGGUUCUGGUGCUCUACAUCCCUCUGCCCAUGUUCUGGGCUCUGUUUGACCAGCAGGGAUCCCGCUGGACUCUCCAGGCCACCCGGAUGAACAUGGCCUUUGGAUCAACAUUCGUUCUGAAGCCUGAUCAAAUGCAGAUGUUAAACGCUCUGCUGAUCCUCAUGUUUGUGCCUAUCUUUGACGUGGUUGUCUACCCACUCAUAGGCCUGUGCAGGAUCAAUCUCACGUGA
Molecule: messenger RNA, 1095 nt
Organism: Salvelinus namaycush (lake trout)
Lineage: Eukaryota; Metazoa; Chordata; Actinopteri; Salmoniformes; Salmonidae
Product: solute carrier family 15 member 2-like
Exons: 13
Coding region: 1-1095 (364 amino acids)
Biological process (GO): transmembrane transport; oligopeptide transport
Cellular component (GO): membrane
Molecular function (GO): dipeptide transmembrane transporter activity
Source: RefSeq, a predicted model, not a curated record